UCGUCACGUCCGUUGUGUCCUGAGCAAGACACUUCACCCUUGCUCCUGAUGGGUGCUGGUUAGCGCCUUGUAUGGCAGCUCCCUCCAUCAGUGUGUGAAUGUGUGUGUGAAUGGGUAAAUGUGGAAGUAGUGUCAAAGCGCUUUGAGUACCUUGAAGGUAGAAAAGCGCUAUACAAGUACAACCCAUUUAUCAUUUAUUCUCUAUGUCUAUUAAUGAGAAUUAUUUUACACCAGAACUUCCACACAUUGUCAUUACUUACUGUGUCAAAGAAAUGCAAGGUAUAAAAUUGGGAAAAAUUGGGAGUUGAAAAAAAGACAGGUUGGGCACUGUUAAGUAAAAUAGCUGAAUGCAAUUGUGAAAAUAAGGAUACAAAAUAUAAUGAGAGUGCAAUACACGUAAAAUUGGUAAUAUUUGAUGGAAAAUAAUAAGGUAGUAUAAGUGGAGACAAAAACAGGCACAUGUGACAUUACCCUGCAUGUUUGUAGCACAUAAAUAAUAAUAAAAUAACACUUAAACAUAAACAUUAAGUAUGACUUUGUGUUAUUAGUUCCUAUGCAGAAGAAAAGUUUUAAAGUACUGUAGUUUUUCUUCACAGUAAGGCUGCUGCAGGAGUUUGUCAGGUUAGGCAUGUGUACAGGGGGUGGGGUUUGUGUGAGUGAGCUACUCACAGAUUGGCUGAGGAGCACGACGUGUACAUCAUUCAGCUUCAGGUCUCACACAUGUGACACAGACAUCUGCGUGUGCGUGCGUGUGUCUGCGGCAAGGCCACCACGCACAACCACUGUCUUCUACGCACUCUCCUCAUCCACUUAUGAUGCUGACUGCUUGGCCGCGCUUUCUCUGUGAAAGGAAAGUUGAAUAAAGGCAAGUUGAAGCUGUGACAUCUUUGGAGGGCUCGGUAAAGAAGCAGGAUGAAGUCCAAGGGAAAAGCUGUGAAACCAACCUGGUCUGACCCAGAGCAUGAACUUGAAGCAGACACAGAACCGGAACCUGGCUCCAGCGAGCAGGAAGGCUCAGAGGCCUCCGUGCGGAUCGGCUGCUCCUGGAGAGGUUCUUUGCGGAGCCGGAAGGGCAAGUCCCAAGGAGUUUCUGGGGGAGGUCGUCGGCGCCGGCAACACAGCUCCACUACAAAAGAGCGCAGCAUCCGGCGACUGGAGAGCAACGAGCGGGAACGCCAGCGCAUGCACAAACUCAACAAUGCCUUCCAAGCGUUACGCGAGGCCAUCCCGCACGUGAAAAUGGACAAAAAGCUGUCCAAGAUCGAGACGCUGACACUGGCAAAGAACUACAUCAAGGCCUUGACCUCCAUCAUCCUGGACAUGUCGGGAGCCUGCCUGCCUGCUGGUGAGGUCCCAUCAGAGGCCAGCACUGCCAAGCUGCUCCAGUGCUACCAGCAGCACCUGGAAGAGGAAGGGGAGGAGGGUUUGACCCAGUAUCUCACCCACGUGCACAACUUCAGUCAGCACAGCUAGCACGUCAGGAGGACUGUUCUCCGAGCAGGAUAUGAGCGUGGACUCUUAGGGGCCAUAUGACAUCUAAUUCCUGCAGAUGUACUGCUGUGGAAUCCAGGCAGGACAGAAGUAUUCUAAGGAACCCAGUUGACUUUUAGCAGCACUUAAAGUCAACAAGUGGGCUGCUCUUCAUGCAACAGACUGAAUGAAGGGUGAACUUAAUUUGAAAGGGCUACAUAUUUGGUCUUUAUCUAACUUCUCGGUUUGGAAGUCAGGAUCUCUUCCUCUCCCCUUUUUUGUAAUUGUGUGAUCUUUUUAGUCCGUUGAAGAAAAACCCCCCAAAAAAACCUGCUGAGCAUAGCCUUCAGCCACAACUGCUGAAUCCAAGAAAAAAACACUGAAUGAAGAAGUGUUUGCUCAUCAUGAAGAUGAACUCCCAUACUGCUGAGAAAACAACUGACUCGUCUGACUUGUCUGCAAAGAUGUUGUUUCAACAAUCAGGUUAUUUGUAAUGUCCAGAGGCAGGACAUUGUACUGAAGAUGAGCUAUCAAUAAACAUUUGUAUUUAUUGACUGGUAUUUGAUCGUGCAAUACAUGUGUGACAAAAGGAAGCCACUACAACACAGUAACAGACCAUACAAUCCUUAUGUAUAGAAAGCAAUACAUGCUCACACAGCUAAUAUGUAUGUUUUCUAUUGAGUGUGACAUUUUCAGUAUUUUUUUUAGCAGCUAACAUGCUAAACAGGCGACAAUUUUAUAACAAAAAUAUAUUUUUUAGCCUAGGAAACUGUAGGUUCCGAGAAUUAAGUUUUACCUUAAGUAUUGCACAUAUUCCAAAGACAAGUAAGAUAGUGGUUCUAACAAUGCUUAAAACUAAGGGUAACUUCUAUUUGUAAGAAGCAGGCACCAGGUCAAUGCAGGAGUUGUGUGUAGUAUUGAGCUUAAAGCAGGUGUCUAACAACCCACCCUAGUAGAUCUAUGUGAUAUUAUUCCUGGUACUUAAUUUUAUUCUUUACACAAUUAAAACCCAUUGUUUGUUGAGAUCUGGGCUUAGGGUUA
Nerophis ophidion (straightnose pipefish) is the source of this 2511-nucleotide messenger RNA. It is a transcript of the gene bhlha15, whose product is annotated as basic helix-loop-helix family, member a15. The transcript is spliced from 2 exons. The record is from RefSeq and is a predicted model, not a curated record. The coding region runs from base 913 to 1473 and encodes 186 amino acids. Gene Ontology annotation, molecular function: protein dimerization activity. NCBI's taxonomy places the organism in Eukaryota, Metazoa, Chordata, Actinopteri, Syngnathiformes, Syngnathidae.